UGUUCAUUUUUGGAAGUAAAGGGGGACAAAAUCUAAACAGUAAAGACUACACCAUCGGAAGAUUUAUACUAAGAAUUAGAUGGGCGGCUCCGUGCCCGGCCCGUCCAAUAUAGAACCAAUUACAUCGGUAAUUGCAUUUGCAUCAAAACUACUUUUGCUCAUUCUUUUAGGAGUGGAACGUAGUAUUUAUUCGUCCCUAUUAACCGGCACCACAUCUCCAAAAAAGAAUCAAAUGCAUAUCUAAGCAUGGCGCACUCGGGGUAUAGGCCGCAGUGAAUUCAGGUUGACCUAUCCGCAGCAUUAAAUGAGCGAAUCCGAUUCCCAACUAUAUUUCACCGGAUCCUACCACAUCAGCACCCAACCUUCCAUGUGGUUUAAUUUGCAACAUGGAGCAGGGGAUGGACUGCACGCGUCGCCGCGAUGCUUACCACUGACACGUUAAAUUCAUGGACGUGCCCGAGUUUAAAUUAACUGAUGGGUUUUUUCCACAGUUGGCCCAGGCCGGCCGGGAUCUCUAACUCCCGUGAUGGCGCGAUGCCUUCCGGCUCGAGGCGCAUGGUAGCUAGCUUUAUAGACCGAUCAACCGAUGUGUCUGAUCGCGACCCUGCGACGGUAACAGCCAUCCUGGCGACAAGGUGGCCGGGUCUGAGCCUGAGUCCGAGUUCGAGUCCGACUCAGAGAUAGAUAGAUAGAUAGAUAUAUACAUAUUAUCGUAUCAUAUCAGGGGCUCAGGGCAUAUUAUAUAUGUCAUGUCAUGUCCUGUAAUUGCAGCAGGGACUCGAGUCCGAGCACUGAUCACAAUAUGGCUUAAUUUGUGGACGCAUGCAAAACCAAAACAAAACGAAGCGAAACGUCCUCCGACUCAGCAGGUCAGCCGAGAGAUUUCGUGACACCUCGGCGCGUGUUCAAGAGCAGCGAGCGAACGUCCUCGACCCCCUCCUCCUAUAUAUUUAUCAAGGGGGGCGGGGCAAAGGCAAGGUUCGAGGGUAAGGGCGGACCCUCUGUGAUCUGUUAAUAUUUUAGUAUUAUCAUUCAUUUUCCAUUUGCAUGCUUACCCGACAAAUCUCCCCUCCGGACUCCUCCUCCUCCUCCUCCUCCUCGUCGAUCCCCCCCUCUCCAAAAUCCGCGCUCUUUUGAAUCCCCGACGCGCCUCCUUGCCCUGAAAUUAAUAUUCCUUGCAAAUAUUACUGCUGCGUGGCAGGUGAUAUAUCAUACAUGCAAGAAGAAAAUGAUUGAGUUUAGACGGAAGCUAAAUUAACCAAAGAGCGAGAAGAAAUCAACAAGGCCACCGAGAUCCCUCUGGCAAUGGGGAACGAGAGGGAAACCCAACCGGACGGCGCAGCUGGAGGCGGCGGAGGUGAUCCGUCCAUCUUUGCCAAGCCCCAACGUCCCGUUACCCUCAAGUUCGAAGAUGUGGUGUACAAGAUCAAAAUCAAGGGGAAGAGCAUCGGCGGCAGUGGCUCGAUGAAGGGGAAGAAGAAGGAGGAGGAGGCUGACGCCGAGAGGACGAUCCUGAAGGGGGUGUCGGGUGUGGUGCUCCCCUGCGAGAUGCUGGCGAUGCUCGGCCCCUCGGGCAGCGGGAAGACCACUCUGCUCACAGCCUUAGGCGGCCGUCUCGCCCGCAGCGGCGGCCGGCAGCUCAGUGGCUCCAUCACCUACAACGGCCGGGCCUUCGCCAGCUCGCUCAAUCGCAACAUGGGCUUCGUGACGCAGGACGACGUGCUCUACCCCCACCUCACGGUGGCGGAGACCCUCGUCUACACUGCCCUCCUCCGCCUCCCCAGCACCCUCGCACGGCAGGAGAAAGUCGCGCAGGCGGAGGCCGUCAUGGCGGAGCUGGGGCUGGCGUCGUGCCGCAACAGCAUCAUCGGCGGCCCGCUGGUGCGCGGCGUGUCCGGCGGAGAGCGCAAGAGGGUGAGUAUCGGCCAGGAGAUGCUGAUCAACCCGAGCCUGCUGCUCCUGGACGAGCCCACGUCCGGCCUCGACUCCACCAUCGCCGGCAGGAUCGUGUCCGCGCUGCUCAGCCUGGCGGAGGGUGGCAGGACGGUGGUCAUGACCAUCCACCAGCCCUCCAGCCGCAUCUUCUACAUGUUCCACAAGGUUCUGCUCCUCUCCGAUGGCCACCCCAUCUACUUCGGCGGGGCCUCCCACGUCAUGGGCUACUUUGCUAGCAUCGGUUAUGCCCCAUCCGUUCCCAUGAACCCUGCCGACUUCCUUCUCGACCUCGCAAAUGGCGUAUCUCCAGAUCAAACGCUGGAUGAUCAGACAUGUGUGAAAGAAGCUCUGGCCUCAGCCUACAGAGUACAGCUCCACAAUCAAGUAGCAGAGGAACUCCGAGAAUCAAGCAACCAGUAUGAAGAAAAGGAGGCAGAUAAGACGGCGAAUCAGUGGUGCACGAGUUGGUGGGAGCAAUUCCAUGUGUUGCUCGAGAGAGAUCUCAAGGAAAGGAAGCACGAGUCCUUCUCGGGACUCAAGAUUGCGCAAGUAAUCAUCACGGCUCUUUUGGCUGGCUUCCUAUGGCUCCAAUCUGGAGGGCAUGCUCAAGACCAGAUUGGCCUUCUGUUCUUCAUCACAGGGUUCUGGAACUUCUUUCCUAUAUUUCAAGCUAUAUUCACUUUCCCGCAAGAGCGCAUGAUGCUGACGAAAGAGAGAUUGUCGAGGAUGUACCGGUUAUCCUCGUAUUUCAUGGCUAGAUUAGUGGGCGAUCUGCCGAUGGAGCUCAUCCUGCCGACAAUCUCCAUUACCAUCAUGUAUUGGAUGGGUGGGCUGAAGCCGGCGGCAGCCAGCUAUUUCAUGCUCCUCUUCGUCACGCUGCUAAGCGUGCUGGUGUCCCAGGGCCUUGGCCUCGCACUCGGCGCUCUCGUCAUGGAACUCAAGGCGGCUACCACGCUCGCCUCCGUCCUCAUGCUCUGCUUCAUGCUAGCUGGUGGUUACUACGUCCAGAAGGUGCCGCCCUUCAUCGCCUGGAUUAAAUACGUGUCCGUGAGCUUCUACACCUUCAAGCUCCAGAUCACGUCGCAGUACUCGUUGGCCGACUCCUAUGAGUGCGCUCCCAACCUGACAUGCAGCAUUGCGGAUUUCCCUGCAGUCAAGGUUGUCGGGUUAGACCACAAGGUUCUUGCACUGGUGGCCUUGUUUGUCAUGCUCGUGCUCUACCGGCUCGUUGCUUACUUGGGCUUGAUGAGGGUCGGUGUUAUACGCUGAGAUUAGAUCAGAAAUCAAGAGGGGACAGUUCAACCUUCCCUGCUAUCAAGAGUACUCCCUUCAAUAGGAGGCUCCAAGGAUCCUCUGCUUUCGUGGCAGCGUUAUACUACUCCAAAAGCAUAUAUACAGGCCUACAAGUUAGUGGGAUUUAGUUCUUAACCUCAACUAAGGUGCUUUUGUACCUUUACUUCUGACAAAAUAACAUAGAGAUGCAUGAAGAAAUAAACAUAACUCUUCCAGCCUAUGGAAAUGUUAAUAACGUUCAACCAUGCACAGGCAACACGCAGGCAACGGUACUACAUA
Ananas comosus (pineapple) is the source of this 3507-nucleotide messenger RNA. RefSeq names its product ABC transporter G family member 9-like. Lineage: Eukaryota; Viridiplantae; Streptophyta; Magnoliopsida; Poales; Bromeliaceae. Gene Ontology annotation, cellular component: membrane. The transcript is spliced from 4 exons. The coding region runs from base 1306 to 3204 and encodes 632 amino acids. Gene Ontology annotation, molecular function: ATP binding; ABC-type transporter activity; ATP hydrolysis activity. The record is from RefSeq and is a predicted model, not a curated record.